Messenger RNA from Portunus trituberculatus (swimming crab), 1762 nucleotides. RefSeq names its product carboxypeptidase B-like. Gene Ontology annotation, biological process: proteolysis. NCBI's taxonomy places the organism in Eukaryota, Metazoa, Arthropoda, Malacostraca, Decapoda, Portunidae. The coding region runs from base 52 to 1356 and encodes 434 amino acids. The transcript has 6 exons. The record is from RefSeq and is a predicted model, not a curated record. Gene Ontology annotation, molecular function: metallocarboxypeptidase activity; zinc ion binding.
UUACUUCUAGCACAGCACACCACAAACCAGUUCACCACCAGUUGUGCUGCCAUGGCGGUGUCUUGGGUGAUACUGGUGAUUCUAGUGCUAAACGUGGUGCUGGUGACUUCUUCCCCUACACCUGUUAACAAUUACCAGGUCCUCGCAGGUCACCAGGUAUGGCGGACUGAAGGUGAAAGAGAGGCGGCAGCAGUGAUGGGAAGGCUGGAGCGGGAGGGACUGGUGGAUGUGCUGGGACACGGUACAGUCUCAGCCGUCCGAGUCUUUCCCGAGAGCAAAGAUGUUGUCUCAGCGUCACUGCGGCGAGAGGGGAUCAAAUACCAAGUUGUGAUUCCUGAUCUGAGAAGCCAUUUUGCGGAGGAGAGAAGGCGAGUGAAAAAAGAGCUCCUGUCAUCACGGCAAAUGGAAACCUGUCUGGAGAGUGACUGUCCCAAACCACUCACUCAGAGAUACAUGACUUUUCCUGAGAUGGAAUGGUACCUUCACGAUUUGAAAGCCAGAUAUUCAAGAGUGGAGUUGAAAUCCAUCGGGAAAACCUUUGAAAACCGAGACAUUUGGAUGGUUCACAUUAAACCGACGGCAGCGAGAGGAACGAUAAAGAGAGACGCUAUAUGGAUAGAAGGAGGAAUCCACGCCAGGGAGUGGAUAUCAGAAGCGGUCACUCUGCAGCUGCUGGACAGACUAGCGGCAGACAAUACCAGCUUGACGAGAAACAUUGACAUCUACAGCGUCCCUAUUGUAAACCCGGAUGGCUACGAGUACUCCAGAACCACGAACCGAAUGUGGCGCAAGAACCGGUCCAUUGACCCGUCUGUGAGGCAGGACUGUCCCGGGGUAGAUCUGAAUCGCAACUGGGAUGAAGGAUACGGUGUCGGAGCCUCGACCAACCCGUGUAGUGAUACAUACCAAGGGAGGAACCCGUUUUCCGAGUUGGAGACGCGCGCCCUGAAGAAGGAGAUGGAGCGUGUUUCCUCAACGAACAACUUUAGACUGGUGAUGGCGGUGCAUAGUUACGGCCAGAAGCUUUAUUACCCCUGGGGAUAUACGAGAGAGAAAGCUCCCUACACUGCGGAAAUGAAAAGUGCAGGAGAGGCGUUUGCUCAGGCCGCGAGUGUGAGAGGCAGAGGCAGGAGAGGCACGCAGUAUGAAGUGACAUCAUCCAGCGACCUGUACUUGGCAUCGGGCGCCACUGAUGACUGGUCCAAGGGUGCCCUCAAUGUUAAGUAUGUUUACACGCUGGAGCUUCCCGAUGAAGGCUUCCAUGGCUUCGCACUCCCUCCCAGCCACAUCAAGUCAGCUUCUCGGGAUGUGUGGAGAGGUCUUAAGAAGCUGAUCCCACUGGCACGCGAGAAAUAGAAACUACAUGCUUUUAAUGCUAGUUAUACAUACACAACCACCACUGCCCUGUCAUCUGCCAUCACUGGCAUGAUGGUAUCACUUUGUAUUUGAAAGAAAGGGAAGAAAGGAGCUUUAAUCAGUAACUGUAUACAGCCACCACCAAAAACAGUAUUUUAAUCUUUUGUCACUUGCUGUUACUUCACCUUGCAUUGAACAGAGGGGAAAGAACUUGUUUUCAAUAUUUGUUUGAGUCACGUACCUACUGGCGACCCUGCCGCCACCACCGCCACCAUUUUGUACAAUACACGAUAAUGUUAUCAUUAAUUGUUACUUACUUUAUUACAUCCUAUGUAUAUCAAAAAAUGAAUAUCAAACCACUCGGUUGGUAAUCAUCAUAACUAAUUAGAAUAAACCUUUACCAUUC